GAAAGUUAACGGAGGAAGAGAAGAAGAAGAUGGCAGCUUUGACUCUUCAUCACUUGUCUCGUCUUCAAGCGUCACGACAUCUGUCACUUCCUCACCGAACUCUCUCGAGUUUUCCACGAAAUCCCGUUAAAAAUCUCAUCUUUCGUCAAAAUCUCGCCGAAUCAUCGAGCUUUCGGUUGUCUACGGUUGCUGUAAAAGCUCUGAGUACAGUCGCGGUUGAGGAUUCGUCGGAGAAGAAGAUGGUGAAAGGUAUCAGAGUUUACGAGCAUGGCGGUCCUGAGGUUCUGAAAUGGGAAGAUAUUGAAGUUGGAGAGCCAAAAGAUGGGGAGAUACGCGUUAAGAACAAGGCCAUUGGACUUAACUUCAUCGAUGUUUACUACAGGAAAGGUGUUUACAAACCGGCCUCUAUGCCCUUCACACCAGGUAUGGAGGCUGUUGGAGAAGUGGUAGCUGUUGGGUCAGGAUUAACUGGCAGAAAGGUCGGUGAUCUCGUCGCUUAUGCUGGAAGUCCAAUGGGUGCAUAUGCUGAAGAACAGAUCCUUCCUGCGGAUAAAGUGGUUCCUGUUCCUUCAUCUAUGGAUCCUAUAGUUGCAGCAUCAAUCAUGCUCAAGGGUAUGACUGCACAGUUCCUCCUUCGCCGUUGCUUCAAGGUCGAAAGUGGGCACACGAUUCUUGUCCACGCUGCAGCUGGUGGAGUUGGCUCUCUGCUGUGUCAAUGGGCAAAUGCGCUUGGAGCUACCGUCAUUGGAACUGUCUCGACCAAUGAGAAAGCGGCUCAAGCCAAAGAAGAUGGAUGCCACCACGUUAUCAUGUACAAGAACGAGGACUUUGUUUCACGGGUCAAAGACAUUACAUCAGGCAAAGGAGUCGAUGUUGUUUAUGACUCGGUGGGGAAAGACACCUUCAAGGGAUCUUUAGCGUGUUUAAAGAGCAGAGGAUACAUGGUGAGCUUUGGACAAUCCUCCGGAUCUCCGGAUCCUGUUCCGUUGUCCGAUCUUGCUCCAAAGUCGCUCUUCUUGACAAGGCCUUCAAUGAUGCAGUACAAUGAAACUCGAGAUGAGUUGUUGGAGUGUGCUGGGGAGGUUUUCGCCAAUAUUGCUUCAGGGGUUAUAAAGGCUCGUGUGAACCACAAGUAUCCGUUGUCUCGUGUGGCUGAUGCUCAUGCAGACGUUGAGAAUAGGAUAACGUCUGGCUCUGUUGUGCUCUUGCCUUGAAAAACAUGUAGUGAUGUUUCUUUUUAAUCUUCCAAAUAAGAGCAAUAAGAAGUAAUGGACAGAUACCAAAUGUGUGUACUAUUUAUCUUCCAGCAAUACGUUUUUUUUUGUGA
Brassica napus (rape) is the source of this 1327-nucleotide messenger RNA. Its product is annotated as quinone oxidoreductase. Gene Ontology annotation, cellular component: cytosol; cytoplasm. Lineage: Eukaryota; Viridiplantae; Streptophyta; Magnoliopsida; Brassicales; Brassicaceae. The record is from RefSeq and is a predicted model, not a curated record. Gene Ontology annotation, biological process: cellular response to oxidative stress. The coding region runs from base 30 to 1214 and encodes 394 amino acids. The transcript is spliced from 4 exons. Gene Ontology annotation, molecular function: quinone reductase (NADPH) activity.